UAGCGACGGAGCGAUAUUGCGAGGAGGCGCUCGGUGUCGGGGGAAGCGGAGAGCGGGAGGGAGGGAGCGCGAUCGCUCUGAGGAGAGAAAUAAAAAAAGUUUCGUAUUAUCGACUUGGUGGCGUGUUUUAGACGGAAUCGGUUGAUUCGGGGCCGGAGAGGUUCUGUGGCUUGCUGCGAUUCUCACAACGAAAACUUUAAAAGCCUGCUGAUGAGUCAUUGACCUGCAAGAUUCAAUCAAGAUGAGCGUGAUCUCCUUCUGGUUAAAGGAUCAAAUGAAACACCUCUGUCAAUCUGUUGAACCGCACAGGAGAAUAUUUGGAAUUAAAUAAGCUGCAUCCAACCUCUGUCUUCCUAUUUUUAGUCUUACUGAUUAUGCUGCAAGAAAACAGUCGGCAUGUGGAUGACAAGGAAUUAUAAAAAAUUACGGCUGAUUCAGAUAUAUUGCAUAGCUGCUCCUUAAUUACAUUUCCGCUUAUUGAAAUUGGUUCUGUUUUAAGCUUGAACGAGCAGCUUCCAGCAAUCAAGGAAAUGACUGGGACCUUUUUGUUGCUCCUUGCGAGACUGCGUGUUAAUAGACUAUGACAAGCUAUAGACCUGUUCAAAAUGAAAAGGUGGAGGCUGGCGGAAUUGUUAUAGGUGGAGUGGAAGUUCUCUCAGGUGCAAGCACAUGUGAUUACUAUGCAUCUCCAUUCAGGGUCCAGAAUGGGAACAUUUGCAAUCAGGGAGAAAAUGUACCACGUGCAAGUUCUACCCCGGCCAUGCCGAAAAUGGGAGUCCGAGCUCGCAUUGCUGACUGGCCUCCAAAACGGGAUGUAACAAAAGAUUCUGCAGGAAGUCCUGCAAGGGACUUAGAUGGCGCCAUGGUAGACGUUGAAUUAAUCUCGACACGAGGCUUUCAUAAUGGGCCAUGUUAUCCAAGCUAUCAAAAUAAUCCCCAAGCCCCUUGGAUUCGAGGCCUCUCCCACAAACCUCAAGGAAAAGCAAAAGAAGUAGAGUUCCAGGAGGAGUGGCCAAGGUCUCCUGCCAAGAUGUUUGUUCCACUGAGAAUUCGAAGUAACAGUGAGGUUACUCUCAAUGAAUAUGAUGGGGAAGGAGUCCUAGAGCUUAAAGGGACCAAACACGGGAGUGGAAUGCUUCCCUUAAGAGAAUAUGGCAGCACUUCAUCCAUUGAUGUUCAUGGAAUGGCAACUGAAAGCUUUUUUGACAUGCUGAAGGAGUUUAAAAAUGAGAAGAUCGAUCAGCGGAGCUCUGUGCCAGAAAAUCUCAAGAAGCUACUCCGGGCUGACCCAAGCAGGGCCUCCAAUCUUAGCCUUGAGAGUAGCUCCAAGGCUGACGAUAGCCGAAGUGAAUCAUCUCAAAGAGAAGAACCAAAGGGUGUGCACAAAGAUCGGGAGAAAUCGCGCAAGAAGCAGUCACGCAAUGAAAGCGGCGAAUCUAUCCUGAAGAAACUUCGCAGCAGCAAAAGUGAGCAGGAGUCAGGGCGGUCAAGCUCGGACCAUGAAGAUGGUAGGUCCCAGGACAGCACGAAGCCAUGGGUUUGUCAGAAGAGCUUUGGGCAUUUUGAUGUGCAGAGCAUACUGUUUGACCUCAACGAAGUGGUGAGCAACAGAAACUAUGUGGCUCACCGGAGAAAUACCACAACCGGUGCUUCUGCUGCCUCAGCUGCCUCGCUAGCUGUAUCACGUUCUCUUGCUCUGGGAAACUUGGAUUCUAACUUUACCAGCACUGAGGAAGUGAAUGGCAAAGAGAAUCUGGAACCAGAUCUUGGCGACAGCAAUUGCAAUGAUCUGCUCCUAAACUGCCCUCAUUUCCGUAAUGAAACUGGUGGUACCAGCGAGCGGGAUAUCAGCCUGUCGAAGGCUAGCAUCAAUGCAGGACAGAGCGUUGACUGUGAAGGUGGUUUUCCAAAGAUGGUUUGGAAUCCAUACUGCACAAAUGCGAGUAUAUCUGUGCUUGAGGUGCCAAAGGAAUUGCAGCUGCAACAGGAAAGACUGAAGCACUUCAGCAUCGAGCAUGUGGACCGUGGAGCUAGAUAUUACCAAGACUAUUUCCAUGGGAAAGAGCACUGGAAUUACUUUGGAGUGGAUGAAAAGCUGGGCCCAGUGGCCGUAAGCAUCAAGCGGGAGAAACUGGAGGACAGCAAAGAGCAUGGACCUCAGUAUGUCUACCGAAUAAUCUUCAGGACAAGUGAGCUCAUUACACUAAGAGGAGCAAUCCUGGAGGAUGCAGUUCCAUCAACAUCGAAGCACGGUACAGUGCGAGGGCUUCCGCUGAAAGAGGUGCUGGAAACUGUAAUACCAGAGCUGAACAUCCAAUGUCUGCGGCUGGCCUUCAGCACGCCUAAAGUGACAGAACAGCUGCUUAAACUGGAUGAGCAAGGGCUCAGCAGAAAGCAUAAAGUCGGCAUUCUGUACUGUACAGCCGGCCAGGGCACUGAAGAGGAGAUGUACAACAAUGAGGAAGCAGGCCCUGCCUUUGAGGAAUUCCUGGAUCAACUUGGAGAAAAAGUACUCCUCAAGGGUUUUAAUAAAUAUGCAGCUCAACUGGAUACAAAAACUGGUUCGACUGGUACCCACUCCCUGUACACAACGUAUCUGGACUACGAGAUCAUGUUCCAUGUGUCCACCAUGCUUCCAUACACCCCUAACAAUCGGCAGCAGCUUCUCAGAAAGCGGCACAUUGGCAACGAUAUUGUCACCAUCAUUUUCCAGGAACCCGGGGCUUUGCCAUUCACACCAAAGAGUGUCCGUUCCCACUUCCAGCAUGUAUUUGUAAUUGUCAGGGUCAAUAAUCCAUGCACUGAGAAUGUGUGUUACAGCGUGGCAGUGACCAGGUCCAAGGACGUCCCAAUCUUCGGGCCACCCAUUCCAAACGGCUUCACCUUCAGCAAGUCUGAGGUUUUCAGAGACUUCCUGCUGGCCAAGGUUAUCAAUGGGGAGAACGCGGCGCAUAAGUCAGAGAAGUUUCACGCCAUGGCGACUCGCACCCGACAGGAAUAUCUGAAGGACUUGGCAGAAAACAGUGUCACCAACACACCUGUGGAAUCCACUGGAAAAUUUAAUCUGAUGUUGCUGAGCACGAAGAAGAAAGAGAAGACAAAAGCCCGGCUGGGAGCUGAACUUUACAGUGCCGGGGCCAUUACGUGGCGGGUUUAUGCACAGGAUUACAGCCAAGCAAUUGAAGUGGAGUGCAUUCUUGGAAUCUCCACCGAAUAUGUCGUGGUUAUUGAGCAGAGCACCAAGGACGUUGUGUUCAACUGCUUCAGUGACGAUGUAAUAGGUUGGACUCCUGAUGCAUCGACAAUCAAAAUUUUCCAUGGGAGAGGUGACUGUAUAUUCAUACGAGCACUGGAGGAAAGUGUGGAGGACAUCAAGGAAAUUGUCCAGAGGUUGAAGAUUGUGACGGAAGGGUGUGAGACUGUCGACAUGACUCUGCGGCGGAAUGGCCUCGGGCAACUUGGGUUUCAUGUCAAAUAUGAUGGCACGGUGGCAGAAGUGGAAGAAUAUGGAUUCGCUUGGCAAGCGGGACUGAGGCAGGGAAGUAGAUUGGUGGAAAUUUGCAAAGUGGCAAUCGUAACACUAACCCAUGAUCAGAUGAUUGAUCUCCUGAGGACGUCAGUGACCGUGAAGGUGGUCAUCAUUCCACCCCAUGAAGACGGAAGUCCACGCAGAGGUUGCUCUGAAUUGUAUGAAAUGCACACAAUGGACAGUAAAACUGAGAGUGAAAGUAUGCCUGCUGGAUUGAGACCACCGUACAGGACCAACCCCCUGCAGUGGAGUGGUCCCACAACCCACAAUGCAUUGCAGUCACAGCGAUGGCCAGGGAAUGUACACAAUCAGACAGCAAGCCGGAAUCAGACCUCCAGACAGCCGGGAGUCCCAGCUACAUACAGUGAAUCUCAAGCAAAGAACAGCAAGCGACCUUCCACUUACCCAGAAACUUUGUACAGUACAGCGUCAACUGCUGCAGUAGAAAGAGUUCCACCUUUUCGAAAUCCUUCUGGAAGCUUCUCCUCGCUGGGCUCUGGAACGUUCUGAACAUUUGCUUAUUUCCCCACCAGGUGUGGAGGAGCUCAGCGCCCACUUCCACUGUACGAGCACCACAGCAGGGAUGACGUGAUGUCAAGUGGCGAGUCUUCAUCCGGAGGGUUAACCAGCCAGGACAGCACAAUAGAACGAAAUAAGAAUGAGCCUUUGUGGCAUCUCCCAGCAGUGUCCAAAGUUUACUCAAACUCCGGAAACAAUAUCUUUAAGCGCCUCCCAAGGCAAGAGCUAGCAGGCAAGGAUUCCCCCAACAGGCAUGCCAAAGGAGAUGCCCACUACUCGAGCCAGUCGAGCAGUAACACGCUGUCCAGUAAUGCCUCCAGCAGCCACAGUGAUGAAAGAUGGUUUGACAACGUGGAGCAUAUGGAGGUUGACCUUGAGGCCUCGGUGAAAGGCGCAUCCAGUGACAGUGGCAUUGACACCACCCUUUAUGCACCUAGUCCCUUUGCCACGGGCACAUCAGCAACCAAGGCUGCAAGAACAGUCCCUUGGCGAGAUAAGCCGCAGAAACCAAUGCAGACCUCAGCCACUUACAGCGAGCUGCAGGAAUAUAGCAGCCGCAUGCUGGACUGUACACCACCUUACAUGGAGAAGAGGAGGGACUCGUCACCAGCAUUGAACACCAGCGGCCAAAGCAAAGGACACAGGGUGAAAAGCUACGGUCCUUCCAACAGCAUCAACGCGAGCUUUGGCAUGAAUAACAGCAAUGAGAGUGCGCAUCCCAGGCCAGGACAUCCCCCUCACACCCACAAGACCCCGCCUCUGGACGUGUCCAAGACACCAACGUCAUGCGCUCAGCUCUCUGCUUCUGCCCCCAAAUCUUUCUACUCCUAUCAGAGUGUGAAGAACAUGUGUCCGGCAGGGUGGAAAAAAACAUCCAGUACCCAGGCUCGAUCUUCUGGAUACACCGAGACAAAAACGACAGCCACUGUUGCCUCUACAAAUGUCUUUGGGCAGCCUCGAUUGCGGGCAUCUCUCCGAGACCUCCGAUCACCACGCAGAGCCCACAAAUCCACCCUCGAAGAGGAUUUGAAGAAGCUUAUUCUGCUGGACAGCCCUUUGCCGGAGCCAGAUCGGGAAAUGCUUCAUUCUUCACGGAAAAACCUGCAGAGAACGCUGUCCGAUGAAAGCAUCUGCAGUGGUCGAAGGGAACCCACUUUCUCCAACUCCCAGCUUGCAGCUAUUGAACAGGCACUUCCAAAUGAUGUGAUCUUCACCAGCACGUAUCCAUCCCAAACACUACCCAUUCGCAGGCUAACCCAGCCUCCAGCAUCUAGCUUUGAAAAGAAAAAUAACAUAUCUGCCUCCGAGUUGUCAUUGACUGACGUGCGAGACCGAGUACCUGUGCGCCGUAAUGAUCCAGGACUGAUGCCUCUGCCAGACCCAGAGUCAGAGCUAGAGUGGUCCAGCCUGGUCAGUGUUGCCAAAGCAUAUGAGGUCCAGAGAGCAGUUUCUCUCUUCUCAUUAAAUGAUGCCUCUGUUGGAUCAGAGGUUGGACCAGCCUACAACCCUACGCACGCACACAUUGCCCUCGAGCGACAGAACUCCCCCAGAGCACCACACAUUUUAAGCAAUGAGCCAGCAUUAGCACUGACAGGGAAGGUCUACCAGCUCGAGGUGCAACUGAAGCAGCUACAGGAUGAUCUGCUGAAGGAGAAAGAGGAUAAGUUUGUUCUGCAGGCCGAAGUAGCGAGCCUGAGGGUCAAUAACCAGCGUCUCCAGGAGGAGUCCUUGUCUGCCACAGAACAGCUGAGGAAAUUCGCUGAAAUGUUUUCCAGCACGAUGGAUAAGAAGUGAUACCAACCACGCUGUCCAUGACGAACCUGAACCUGUUAGAUUUUUCCUGUUAUCGUGUUACAGAGCAGCAACCCAUCCUGGAAGAUUCCACAGCCUGCAGAGCCAUCGCAGUCAUUUUAUCACCAGGCUAAGGUGGUAGUUUCUGGGCGUGCGUUGGAGGAGAGCAGUGUUAGGUUGCCCUUGUCUGCUUACAGUCAUCCAGCUCUCACUACUUGACCCUGCAAAGAUCACCUGCCUUGCAUCCAUUAAUAGUGCCAGCACCAACCCAGCCGGUGCAGUGUUUCAUUUAUCUCCAGUGGUUUCACCCCUCCCACGGACUGUCACAACACAGCACAAGAGCCUGUUAAUCUCUCUCCUUCCAGCACUCUGCUGCUCCCUAAAGGCAGUCAAGAUGAUGCAAGUUCAUGGGGAAAAAAGUCAGUUUUAUAUUUACAAAAAAUGCAGGAAUUAUUGUUGUGACCCUUUUUAACCAGUCUUAACUUUAGUAAGUUUGUGAAAGCACCCCCCCCCCCCCCCCAAAAGCCUCAUCUGUAUCCUGCUGCUCAACCUAAGGUUAUAGUCUAGGGAUAAACCUUUCUAUCGGUGUGUUCCUGAAAUCAGUGUUUCAAAGCUUAAUGUUCACCUUGUCCAAACCUUAGAACAUGGGGCAGUUUCAAUUCACGGCCUUGAUAUUCAAAAAUCAGCUUGUAAAGUUCAUGUGAUUUUUGUUUUUAAAUAAUUAUCUUGGGAAAAGAAUAGUGACUAGACCAAAUCCGAAUCCACAUGGAUUGGAAUAUUUCAGGUUUGAUGGUCGGGCUGGGUUUACUGUGCUGACUAGAGACUGACGGUCUCUCCCUGGAUGAAAGGAAGCUAAGUCAGGCAGGGUUCCCACUCCCUGUUGCUGCCCAAUGACCCCUCUACUCCCUCACUCCUCCACCACCACAACCCCCCCCCAGUGGGAAAACAUUGCUGGAAACACUUUGUGGUACAAACUCAAGUGAUGCCUUCUCUAGUGGGUAGUGGGAGAGCUCAACAUCCAGCAGCACACACAAGAAAUGGUCAAUGAGGCAAUGUUUUGGAUGCUGGAGAGACGGCCUUCAUCUGUACAGCCUACUCCUUGAUUCAGAGGCUUGAGGGAAGGAGAGAGAUUGGAUCAAUUAUGCAGGGAGCCAUUUAAACUCCAAUGCAGGUGGAUCAUUUAAGGCCACUGUCAGUUUAUCAUUAUACAAUCCAGUUGUGAUGUUGAGACCUUGUCCUCUGUACAGUCUGCUACACUGUUGACGUAUUUCAGUAAGCUAUUUAAUUUUAUUUGAAAAUGUUAAUCAAAAGGUUUUGUUUCCGAUAUAAAAGAUUGAAUAUUUCAGACUGAGACAGUCAGGUUACCUUGGUCUAAUGAUAAUAUAGGAAGUAAUUAAAAGCACUUUCUCACGCAGACUAAAUUAUUUUCUAGAAAAGUUCCAUUUAGGAUGGCUCAGGAAAUUUAAACUGAUAAAUGUAUAUGCUCUUUGUGUACACUAUAUUUGUAUAAAUUGUUUUAGAUUUUUGUUUUAAUUUGAAAUCUUAAAAAUUGCAAUUGGAGUUGUUGAGGUGAAUCAGUGACUACUGAAUAUUGUGGAAUGGUGAGGUUAUUGUGCUCGAAUUGUGAGGGUAUCAUGCAUUAGGGGAGUGAUGUUGCCAGAUUGAUGCAGACGUCUUGAAUUGGUGAAACUGUAAGUGUUUUGUUUAAUUCUCCCCUGUAUGUAAGGGGAACGGUCAUGAAAUAUGAUUUCCUGCUCAUUUGGGUUCCUUUUUCCGAUUUAAUUUUUGUUUUUGCUCAUUUGAGGGGCGGUAAAGCCAGCAGUUGCUGCACUUGGGAAGAUGCUGGUGAGCCACUACCCUGAACUGCUGCAGCCCUCGUGUUGGAGGUGCUCCCACGGUAUUGGAGAGGGACCCAGUGACAAUGGAGGAAUGGCAACGCGUUCCCAAGUGCAGAAGGGGACCUCGUGUCCCAACACCCUGCUGCCCUUGUAGUGGAGGAAGUAAAGGGGACCAGUCCUGCCGUUGGCAGGGCCAUGGGGCUUACAGUGCUCAGGGUGCUGGUUUCUGGGUCCGCAGGGCUGAACUCAAUGGGAGGAAGAUCACCAGGCAAAGAGCAGCAGCUGAACGAGGGGGAAGUUUUCAUGCACUCGGGUAUUACUGCAUUGCAAGGUGGGUGUGCUGAGCCACUGCAUGGACUGAACCUAAUCCCCACCUCACACACCACUCAUCCUCUGUUGCCACCAGCGGAGAUACCACUGACCCAAACAAAACAGGGCAACACAGUGGGUAGUACCGCUGCCUCAGCACCAGUGACCCAGGUCCAAUUCCGACCUCCGGAGCACUCUGUGUGGAGUUUGCACAUUCUCCCUGUGACUGCGUGGGUUUCCCCACGGGUGCUCCGGUUUCCUCCCACAUCCCAAAGGCGUGCGGGGUCAGUGGGUUAAUUGGCUGCUAUAAUUUACCCCCAGUGUGUAAGUGAGGGGUAAAAUCUGGAGGGAGUUGCUGGGAAUGUGGGGAGAAUAAAAUGGGAUUGGUGUGAAUGUGUGGUUGAUGGUUAGCAUGGACUAGGUGGGCCAAAGGGCCUAUUUCCGUGCUGUACCACGCUGUGUCUCUGACUAAAUCAGGGGACCCUGUAAAAUGAAGAAAGCUGUCCAGGCAGUGAAUGCUGGUUGAGGGCUCCACAAGCAGUGAGGCACUGGAACUUUCCGGAAAGCUGCAGUAGACAUCACUGUUUGCUCAACCCUGUACAUUGGAUCAGUGGUCAUUUCCCAGGUGGGUCCAGACCAGUGACAUCCUUGAAAACAAUGCAGUCUCUCGUUGGAGAUGGGCGCCUCUGCCAACUCUCAUCCUUACAAAUUCUGCUGGAGCAAUUCUCAAAAUCAUUUUAGGCUUAAAUAUUCAUACAGUUAGGUCUCAUUCACGUGGCCUUGCAAUAAUGCAGUAAGACUCAGUGUGUGUGAAUGCCUAGCAUUGCAUUUCUCGGUGUUCUAGCAGAGAGUUAACAUGCCUGUCCUGUGAAGAUGACUAAGGAAUUUGGGAUGCAUCUGUUUGCCAACAUUUGGUUCCUUUUCUAGCCAGGAUGCUUAAUGGCCACUUCCUCAUUGAAGCACACACGUUAGGGGCUGGGUACUCGUGGGUCUCCAAAGAAAUGUGGAGUGGCAGGUGACCAGGUCUUAGGGGAACUGUACAGUCAAAUCGGAGACCCAGGACAUUACAAUGAUCAGUUGAGCGUUGCAGCACUGAGAUUGAAAUCCAAGCUGAAACUCACAGACAGCUUGCUGUGUGUUAGACUAGGUUGUGGAAGGUUGAGUGGGGGAAGGGAAGGGGGUGUGGGGGGAGGUUUGGUGGUGAGAGAGAGAGAGAGAGAGAGAGAGAAUCAAUUUAGCAUCCAGUCACGCUGAGAGUGGUUGACACAAGCAGCGUGACUGAGGUUGGGGAUAAUUGAGCUCUGUGACAGAGCCCGAAUGUGUUGUAAUAUUAUGUUUAACCGCUGCCUUUUACCAGUAAGUUUAGUUUGUGUCUGAGAGAAUGUGUCUGUGUGAGAAUGUGCAUGCAUAUGUGUGUGUGAAUGCUCGCGUGUCUGUGUAUAGGUAUGUGCUGUGCGAGUAAGCAUGUGGAAACACAUGAUGGUGUAUGUGCAUGAGAGAGUGUGUACCCUGAAGUAAAGGUGGGGGCAGUGAACAUCCAUGUACUGCAAUUAAUCUUGUUUUACACUUUGAACCAAAAACGCUCAGUCCUCCCUUGACUGUUCCCUCAGCAAGAAUGCAGCCCCCUCUGUCUCUGCACGCUGACAGCAUGUUAGUUGAUGCACGUUUGAGGUUUCUUGCAUAAACUGGAUUACAAAAGAGACAGGUUUUUAUAGGACAUUUAUAUGGCAACAUAAAAUUUCAUGCUGUAUGGAAGAUGUUCCAAGUGUCACAGCCGCAACCAUCAAUGUCUUAAAAUUAAAGUUUACUUGGAAUUUCAGCGUCCUUUGUAAUAUUUGUGUACAAAAAGUGAGAAGUCUUAAAUUUUAUUUUGUGUGGUGCCCAUUUUCCAAUGUACAUUUCUGUCUGUAGGAUUGUUGAUGUGAUUUAUUGAUUUCGGGACAUGUUCUCUCAUUGAAUAGCGUGUAAUUUAUCUUUUUUCACAUUUUAUACAGACGUCAUGCUUUCCAAUGAGAUUUGUAUUUAAUUAUUCGGCCUUUCCACUGAUAAAUCAUCUUUUACUUUGUUCUUUUGGCAUGUAUCUGGUAAAUUGAAUAAAAACUUUCAUAAACUUGCAA
Pristis pectinata (smalltooth sawfish) is the source of this 10103-nucleotide messenger RNA. It is a transcript of the gene sipa1l3, whose product is annotated as signal-induced proliferation-associated 1 like 3. Gene Ontology annotation, molecular function: GTPase activator activity; protein binding. Lineage: Eukaryota; Metazoa; Chordata; Chondrichthyes; Rhinopristiformes; Pristidae. The record is from RefSeq and is a predicted model, not a curated record. Gene Ontology annotation, cellular component: cytoplasm; Golgi apparatus; plasma membrane. The transcript is spliced from 23 exons. Gene Ontology annotation, biological process: epithelial cell morphogenesis; activation of GTPase activity; establishment of epithelial cell polarity.